This is a messenger RNA of Penicillium argentinense, 1455 nucleotides long. RefSeq lists its product as uncharacterized. Bases 1 to 1455 code for a protein of 484 amino acids. The record is from RefSeq and is a predicted model, not a curated record. The transcript has a single exon. NCBI's taxonomy places the organism in Eukaryota, Fungi, Ascomycota, Eurotiomycetes, Eurotiales, Aspergillaceae.
AUGAGUUACCCUUUCAUCGUCCCACCUCCCGCCAUGCAGUUCCACUCGCCAUGCACCAUGCCAUAUCCCAACUCUCAUCCGCGUCCAAGAUUCUGCAUUUUCCGACCAGGUGGUAUCUUGGUACCGCUUAUUCCCGUUGAUGAGUUGCCUGCUUGGUUGGAGGUCUGCAACUUAGGUGCGCAGAUGCAUUUGGGAGUGCAGCCCGUUUCGCUUACAUACAUCCCCCGUGAUGGCGAGUACGAUAUCAUUUGCCAUCACUGCUCGAGCAGCGUCGACUCUCUUCACCAAAGCGUCUCGGAUCGAAAUGCAGACUCUCCCAGGUCUCCUUCCAGUCACCCGUCCCAUACGAAUAGCUACCAACCCGGUAUCUACCUCGUACCAGAAGCAACGUGCGAGCCGCCGAGCCUCGACUCCAAAGUGUUGGAUCCAAAGGCAGCACUUGCUUCUGGGGUUCCACUGCCAAUUAUCGGACACCCGCCGAUUGCUGCGACCUUGCAACAUCCAUACUAUGGCAGUUAUUCGCUCAACAUUCCGAACAUUCCAGGCCUGACUUUUAGCAUCUCGCAAAAGGCAUCCAAUGUGGUCAAUCCAAGCUCCCCGGUAUCAGAUUGCCUCCCAAAAGAACCACCGAAGACACCUGCUCUAUCUCCGCUGAAGUCCAACAAGGAGGGUGGCCCAGACGACAUCGCAUCCAUUCCCGAUCUUCCUCCUCUGCCUCCUCCGGCGAGGCCGCUUGAACGCGAAGAUCGGCCCACUACUCCAGCGCCAGGUGCACCCAGCAGACAUCCGAUCAGUCCGGGUACACAAAGCCGAAUUUCACAAGCUAUUGCAGCCUCACUCUGCUCCGUCGAGGUGGAGAACGAGAAUCGGCCCCCGGUGGGUUCUACAAAGGGUCACUGCUCACGACGUAUGUCGCUUGGCCAGGCCUCCAACAGCAGCAUUUUUCGAAACAUAGCUACUUCGAUUGUCUCUGCCUCUCACGCGAAUGAAAGUCUCGCAUCUCCAGUGUCUCUGAGUGCUGCCGUGGAACGAUUCAAAGAAGGGCUCAAGAAAUUGUCUCGGAUGUCCAUCCUGUGCCAAAGCGUUGCCGGUAGCUCGCACCCGUCCAAAUCGAGACCUCUUUCCCGCGCUUCAUCCAGAACCAAGAGAGCUCGUGCAGCUGCUCAGCGACGCCGUGACCGAACCAAACGCCGCCGUGAGAGGAGGAAGGAGAAACUCGAAGCUCUCGCUACACAGACCCCGAAGGCAGAACGACACCAGCGAGGGAAGCAGCCCCCACACGAAGACGAGAACGACAUUGUCGUCGUAUCCAAGCCAGAGCAGGUCAACUCCGCUACCAAGCGACGUGAUCGACGUGAGAAAAUGCUUCAUGGUCGCAAGGAUCAUGGCGAUCACAGUCGGCAUGUGCACAUGAUGACGGCUUCGAGUGCACGUCCGAGUGUUUCCUGCCGUUAG